Messenger RNA from Penicillium egyptiacum, 1548 nucleotides. The record is from the annotation of a GenBank genome assembly. Lineage: Eukaryota; Fungi; Ascomycota; Eurotiomycetes; Eurotiales; Aspergillaceae.
AUGGUGGUAUGCAGCUUUUUCCAGCAGGGUCGCUGCAAGUUCGGAGAUCGCUGCAAGUUCGAGCAUCCUGGCAAACCCACUGCUGGUGCAUCGGGGAACCGAUUCGGUGCUUUAUCCGGAGGGUUUGGAGUAGUGAAGGCAAGCGAAAUCAAGCAGGAUUUGACCGCAGGCCAGGGUCGUCCAGAAUGGAUCUUCUCUGCAUAUGCGCCUCACAGAGAUGUUGCACGCCAGCUGUUCGGUGGAGCUCACCGCGAGCGCAGUAUGGAAGAGAUGCGCCUGCGCCAUUAUGAAUUAGCAGCAUCCGGCAACCUGAACCAAGCGGUCCAAGAAGCCUCGGCUCUGUGGCAAGAGUGCGUGCAACAGAUGGAGAUCUCACUGAACGACCUGAAUGGCGCUGUCAAAUAUGUUAUUGAUGGCAAGGAUGAACAUCCCAAUCGACACGACAUUAUCGAGGGAAAGACUCAAACUAGUAUGAACCAAGCUCCAGCGCCAUUUGGCCAACCCUCUCCAUUUGGCCAGCAAAAUGCCGCCCCUGCACCUGGAGCGUUCGGCGGUCCUUCCUCAACGUUUGGCCAGCCUUCAGGACUUGGUCAGUCAGUUGGAUUCGGUAGGGCUUCAGCACCAGCGCAGCCCACUAGUAUGGGCCAGUCUACGGCCUUCGGACAGACUUCUGCCUUGGGUGGCUCCGCCUUCCAAACGUCCACCCUAGGAGGGCAGUCUGCCUUCGGCAAACCAGCUUUCGGCCCGCCAGGAGUUAACCCAAGCCCAUUCGGUAAGCCGUCAGUCCCAGGAGGUGGCGCCCCAUUCGGUGCUCCAUCCGUCGCUUCGCCCUUCACUCAAGUAGCUCAGAACCAGCCCGCUGCUGGUGGGUUCGGUCAAGCCGCUGCUCCGUCACCUUUCGGUCAAAACGCUGCACAGGCCGCCCCGUCACCAUUCGGCCAGCCGGCUGUCAAUCCGAGCCCAUUCGGUCAGCCCUCAGCUCCAGUAGGCGCCUCACCAUUUGGUCAGCCGUCAGCCCCGGCAGGCGCCGCCCCAUUCGGUGCUCCAUCUGCUGCUUCUCCCUUCAGUCAAGUAUCUCAGAACCAGCCUGUUGCUGGUGGGUUCGGCCAGCCUGCUGCACAACCUGCUCCGUCUCCCUUCGGCCAGCCUGCAGUUCAGGGCGUGCCGGUGCAAAAUGCCAAUGCCGGCCCGCGUGCAUACAUCAAAAUCGAAAAUCCUCAAGACCUUAACCCGCUUCCACAACUUGAGGGUGAAACCCGACAUAACCCAUCCAACAAACAACUAGUGAUGUGGAAGGGCCGCCCUGUCAAGUAUAUCAACGAGCACCCGUGCUACCUUCACCCACAAGACAACAAAACCUUUGUCCGAAUCAACUUCCCUAAUGGGCCGCCUGAUGCAGCUAGUUUGAAAGACGCACACGGCAAGCCUGAGGAAUACACACCAGAAAUCAUUGAAGCAUAUGAGUUUUUCCUUCAGAAUGGCUACUUCAAGGACGGCAACAUUCCCGCAGUACCUCCCAAACAGGAGUGGCUUAGUUUCGACUUUUAA